UCCUUUGGAUUCUGUAUCCCCCGCAACCCCCUCCCUCUCCCCAUUAGUAUUCCUUGUUUGCUUCCCCAGCUUUGUUCUGUUUUAAGGCAAAGAAUACAACCUCCCCAUCACUCUCUUUCUCUCUCUCUCUCUCUCCCCUCACGCAAAACCCCGUGAUUUCAUUUCACUUCAUAAAUUUCUUCAUCUCAUCUUCUUCAACCCUCCACUAGCACCACAGAAAAUUCUGAUGGCUGCUCAUCACUGAUAAUGUUGGAUUUUCAUUGCUCAACUUUCUCACUCGUUGUCUUUUUGCCCUUCUUCUUCCUUGUUAUUACGAAUGCGGCCACUGAGUUCGACUUCGGGACCCUCACUCUGAGCAGCCUCAAGCUCAUCGGCGACGCCCACCUCAACAAUGGCAGCGUCCGCCUCACCCGCGACCUCGCGGUCCCCACCUCCGGCGCCGGCCGGGUCCUCUACUCCAAGCCCGUCCGCUUCCGGCAACCCUCCUCCCCCUUUCCGGCGAGCUUCUCCACAUUCUUCUCCUUCUCCAUCACCAACCUCAACCCCUCCUCCAUCGGUGGCGGCCUCGCCUUCGUCAUCGCCCCCGACGACGCCGAGCUAGGCGACGCAGGCGGCUUCCUCGGCCUCGAGUCGGGCUCGGCUCCCGGGUCGGGUUUCGUCGCCGUAGAGUUCGACACACUCAUGGACGUCGAGUUCAAGGACAUCAACAGCAACCACGUCGGCUUGGAUCUGAACUCCAUGGUGUCGACACGUGUCGGCGAUCUGAGCUCCAUCGAUGUCGAUCUCAAGAGCGGCGACCUGGUGAACUCGUGGAUCGAGUACGACGGGUCGAGUCGGGUCAUCAACGUCUCGGUCUCAUACUCGAAUCUGAAACCCAGAGACCCGGUCUUGUCCUACUCGCUCGAUCUGGGCCAGUACGUCAGCGAUUUCAUGUACGUGGGUUUUUCCGGGUCGACCCAAGGCAGCACGGAGAUUCACAGCGUCGACUGGUGGAGCUUCAGCUCGUCGUUCGAUUCGAUGCUUUCGCCAUCUGGGUCUUCUUCACCACCUCCGCCGCCUCCGACGACCACUCUGAUGAACCCAACUGCCAAUUCGGUUAAAUCUCCGCCGCCUUCAAUGCCUCCAAGUGGGUCCUCGGUGUCUAGUAACACUAGCGGUACGAAUCAGAAGAACAGCAAGUCGUCUUCUUGCCAUAACCACCUCUGCAGAGAAGGUCCAGGAGCUGUAGCUGGCGUGGUGACGGCUUCGGCUUUCGUUUUGGCUCUGUUUGCUGGUGUGUUUAUCUGGGUUUACUCUAAGAAAUUCAAACAUGUCAGGAAAUCAGAUAAUUCUUUUGCUUCGGAUGUCAUCAAAAUGCCGAAGGAGUUCACUUAUAGGGAGCUCAAGGCAGCCACCAAGUGCUUCAAUGCCAAUAGAAUUAUUGGGCAUGGCGCUUUUGGAAUUGUCUAUAAAGGUAUAUUACCAGAAACAGGUGACAUUGUUGCAGUGAAGAGAUGCAGCCACAGCAGCCAGGGGAAAAACGAGUUUUUGUCGGAAUUAUCUAUAAUUGGAACUCUCAGGCAUCGAAAUUUGGUGAGGCUUCAAGGAUGGUGCCAUGAGAAAGGUGAAAUUUUGUUAGUGUAUGAUUUGAUGCCCAAUGGGAGUCUCGACAAGGCCUUGUUUGAGGCAAGAACGCCUCUGCCUUGGCCUCACAGGAGAAAGAUUUUAUUUGGGGUUGCCUCUGCUCUGGCCUAUUUGCAUCAAGAGUGUGAAAACCAGGUGAUCCACAGAGACAUUAAGACCAGCAACAUAAUGCUGGAUGAAGGGUUCAAUGCCAAGCUGGGAGAUUUUGGAUUGGCGAGGCAAAUCGAGCACGAUAAGUCGCCAGACGCCACGGUGGCGGCCGGAACAAUGGGGUACCUGGCGCCGGAUUACUUGCUGACCGGCAGGGCGACUGAGAAAACCGAUGUGUUCAGCUUUGGGGCGGUGGUGCUUGAGGUGGGCAGUGGAAGAAGGCCAAUUGAGAGAGAAGUAAGUGGGGUGGGGAAAGUGGGUGUGUGUAGUAAUUUGGUGGAGUGGGUGUGGAGUUUGCACAAAGAAGGAAGGCUGUUAAUGGCGGCUGAUCCAAGGCUUGAGGGCCAAUUUGAUGAGGGAGAGAUGAGGAAGGUGCUUCUGGUUGGGCUGGCUUGCUCUCACCCAGACCCUUCUGCAAGACCCACCAUGAGAGGUGUGGUUCAAAUGCUGGUGGGGGAAGCUGAAGUCCCAAUUGUCCCCAGAACAAAACCCUCCACGACUUUCAGCACCUCACAUCUCCUGUUGAGCUUGCAGGACAGUGUUUCUGACUGCAAUGGCAUGAUCACCCUCUCCACCUCCUCUUCAGAACUGAGCUUUCAUGGCGGCGGUGAUCACAUCGUCUGAUUAAAUCAUAAUUAACGGUGUAUAUUUAAUUUGAUAUAUAUAUAUUAUAUAUAUAUAUUUCAUUUGUUCUUGUAUGUAAUUAGUGACACAAACUUAAGCAGCAAAAUUUUUGUGUUAACUAAAUUAUUUGUAUACAUAAAUAAUUACACUUAA
This is a messenger RNA of Prunus mume (Japanese apricot), 2550 nucleotides long. Its product is annotated as Concanavalin A-like lectin protein kinase family protein. Gene Ontology annotation, molecular function: ATP binding; carbohydrate binding; protein kinase activity. Lineage: Eukaryota; Viridiplantae; Streptophyta; Magnoliopsida; Rosales; Rosaceae. The record is from RefSeq and is a predicted model, not a curated record. Gene Ontology annotation, biological process: protein phosphorylation.